Messenger RNA from Anopheles darlingi, 1267 nucleotides. RefSeq lists its product as uncharacterized. Bases 390 to 1199 code for a protein of 269 amino acids. NCBI's taxonomy places the organism in Eukaryota, Metazoa, Arthropoda, Insecta, Diptera, Culicidae. The record is from RefSeq and is a predicted model, not a curated record. The transcript has 3 exons.
AUCCGUUUUCCCUUUCCUCGUGAUGUUUAGCGGUUUUGCGGUUUUUAAACGCGUGUUGCGGUGGUCCGUUUAGUUUAGUUUAAACAAUAUUGAUCAUUUUCAAGGUUUCCAAGAAUCCAUCCGUCAAUUUAUUGAGCAAACACGCCUUGCAUGUAUGAGUGGUGCAAUAAAUUGACACAUCUGUGUGUGUGAAACUCCUGGUUGCCGGCGGAACUUAGGCGACCCACAAACGUUCAAUUUUAUCUAUCAAUAUUAUUGAACAAACAUUGGUGAUUUAUUGACAUAUAUUUUUCGUUAAAAAACGUAGCAACCUGCGUUAUCCUUCUUUGAAUGAUCACUCGUUUUAUCGAAUUGUCGCUCGUUAUUGUCGUUAACGAAAUCUAGCUAUCAUGGAGCAACAGAAACCUGUUCGUAAGAGUUCAAUCCUGAAAGAAGAUAAGAAAAAUGCUGGAAAGCAAUUUAUUCGUGAAUUUAUUGAAGUAUAUCGUGAUCUGCCUGGUCUGUGGGAUGUGAACAGUAAGGAGUAUACCAAUCGCUUGGUCAAGGCGGAGCAAUAUCGUAUUCUUAUAAAUAAGUACCAAGAAUAUUAUCCCGAAGCCGAUAAGGAAGAAGUGACAAAAAAAAUUAAUUGUUUGCGAACGAACUUCCGCAAAGAAGUAAAGCGUAUUCGAGAAGCACAAGAAAGUGGUACCAAUCCGGCUGACGAAGUUCCUAGAUUAUGGUACUUUGAAGAAAUGAGUUUUCUUGCUAAUCAAGACACUCCAAAAGCCUCAAUCACGAAAACGGACAUUUCUUUUCAUGAUGAAGACAUGGUGAUGGAGCCGGACAUGGAGAGCAUCGAACAAGAAACUCCAACAACUUCUAAUGGAAAUAUGUCCAUUAAACAUGAGAUGAAUAGUGCAUCUAGGACAGAAAAUAGGAAACGUAAUUCUUCAGCUCCCAUUGAGAACUCGCCAAAAAUGGCUUCGCGAUACCAGCCACCGACCGAUGACAGUGACAAAAUUGCUUCAGUAUGGGCAGCCGAACUCCGGAAAAUGAACCCACAACAGCAGCUGUUUGCGAAAAAAGCCAUCAAUGAUAUUCUCUUCGAGGGACAAAUGGGUACCUUGCAUCGUAAUGCUGUGGAAAUCAACGCCUCACAUAUGGUUUUCACACCCUCCAAUCAUUCCGCCUGCAUGUCCCCGCCAAAUAGUUCUUAAUCAUAAUUGUUAUCUAUUGAACACAAUUAUCGAAUGCCUAUGUACAAUAAUACAUAACAAUAAAAGAA